Messenger RNA from Halteromyces radiatus, 827 nucleotides. RefSeq lists its product as uncharacterized. Bases 147 to 809 code for a protein of 220 amino acids. The record is from RefSeq and is a predicted model, not a curated record. NCBI's taxonomy places the organism in Eukaryota, Fungi, Mucoromycota, Mucoromycetes, Mucorales, Cunninghamellaceae. Gene Ontology annotation, biological process: tRNA processing. Gene Ontology annotation, cellular component: nucleolar ribonuclease P complex. The transcript has a single exon.
UUUUUCUUACACCUAACUCUUUAGAUUCAAGCAGCGGGGUUGAAUCCGCUAUAAAGACAUCCUGGCGGUCACAGGCAUUUUUUUUUCUUUCUCUCUUUUUUUCUUUUUCUUUUUUUACUUUUAAAUCAAAAAGACUGUACCGUAUCAUGGCGACAAAGCAGCAAUCACAACGUCUUGAUUUCUUAAUGCAAGCUAGUCAUGCUAUGGUAUCUCCAUGUCCUACAUUAGCUAGAUUUUAUAUGCAUCAUUACCAAGAUACUUUACGACAAUACGGCCUCAAGGCGACUAAGGUGAUGGAUCGUCUCAGCUGUCCUCGAUGUGGUCAGAUUUAUCUUGCUGGCGACACUACUUCUGUGGAACUUGUCUCCAGUCGACCGACACAACCAGCAGUAAAAAGAAAUAGGAAGAAUACUCUUAUCUAUACCUGUCAUGCCUGUCACUACCGGCGCAAAUUCAAAGGAUCAUUCAAACGACAUUUGAACAACACGACACAUAGCGUGGUUUCUCCCACUGGACAACAGAGUAUACCAGGAAAACAGCCAUUAAAUAACAAUAGCAACAACAUUGUCAAUAAGAAUAAUAACAAUGUCAGUAACAACAAAGACAAGAACAAGCCAAAUACAAUGAACAAACCAACCCCACCGAUCAAUACUCCACAUACCUCAAAUCAAAACAAACGGUCAUUACCAAGCACUCAACCAUCAAAAAAGAAAUCCAAAAAGAAUCAGCUACAAUCUCUUUUGGCAAGUCGCAAGGAUCAACAAGGCGGUGGUAAUUUAGGCUUGAAUGAUUUUUUAUCUUCUUUAUAGUUUUUUUUUUUUUUUUUG